AUGACAACCACUAUCACUCAAUCUGAGGUUGUCAUUAGGACACAGCCCUUGAGAAGGCAACACCCGGAGCCGUUAAAACCUUCCGGGGCGCUCGAUCAGUUCAACCAUGUUGAGGUAACGCCUGUCAUUGGACGUGAGUAUCCUCAUGUUAAUGUGGUCGAUGAUCUUCUCAACGCGGGGAAUUCCGACGAGCUACUCCGCGACCUUGCCAUCACAAAUUACACAAGUCUCCGGUUGACCGAGCUUCCGGUCACCGGCGGAGAUACACUCUGGGCCUCCGGAUAUGAACUCUACGAUAGAUUUAGCGACCCGUACCGCAGGUUCCUUGAGGGCUUGACUGCCACCUACAAGGGAGAAGGGUUUAAGAGGGCUGCCUCUGCUAACCCAGAGAGGUUCCAAAUUUACGAGAAGCCUCGGGGCAACCCUGCUAACAUUGGCGGCGGGCUUACCGCUGUCCAUCCCGUUGUCCGAACCAACCCGGUUACUGGGUGGAAGGACCUCUUGGACGUUUUAAGGAAGCGGAUCGAGGAGAAUCACGACUUGCAAGUGCGAUUCAAGUGGACGAGUAAAAAUGACCUUGCAAUCUGGGAUAACCGUAGCGCAUUUCACAGCGCUACUAAUGAUUUUGAUCACCUUGGCGAGCGUGUAGGACAUCGUACCGUAGGAAUCGGUGAGAAGCCGUACUAUGAUGCUCAAAGCGUGUCUAGGAGCGAGGCUCUUGGUUUAAAUUAA
Messenger RNA from Parascedosporium putredinis, 732 nucleotides. The record is from the annotation of a GenBank genome assembly. Lineage: Eukaryota; Fungi; Ascomycota; Sordariomycetes; Microascales; Microascaceae.